AUGGCCGAAGAUAUUGCACGGGAGAAUCCAGUUGGAGUUGAUGGCUUCAUGGAUAAUUGGACCGAUGAUCAACGUCGCCUGUUUAACGAAGACUGGGCCAACGACGAUGGGCUGUACGAGGAACUCGAACGGUUGCCUGAACCGUCAGAUAACCAAAUGGAUGAAGGGAGCAAGCGAAAGCACGCCAGUGACAACGUCCCCUCAAAACGCCAAAAAACAGAGGAAUAUUUUUCAAUCAAAUCGGCGAAACAAGUCAAUGUGAGGAAGUUCAGGACGACAG
Messenger RNA from Paramuricea clavata, 280 nucleotides. NCBI's taxonomy places the organism in Eukaryota, Metazoa, Cnidaria, Anthozoa, Malacalcyonacea, Plexauridae. The record is from the annotation of a GenBank genome assembly.